CGAGAUUCACGCCAGAACACCUACACCACAACCCGAACACGAUCAACAUGGCGAUGAAUAAUCCGACACAGAUCUUCGCCGACGACGUGCAAGAAGAAAAAGGCGAAAAUGCCCGUCUCUCCGCCUUCGUCGGCGCUAUCGCAGUCGGUGACCUCGUCAAAUCAACCCUCGGUCCCAAAGGCAUGGACAAGAUCCUGCAGAGCGCCAGCACCGGCGAGAUCAUGGUAACCAACGACGGCGCCACAAUUCUCAAAUCCAUCGCCCUCGACAAUGCCGCGGCCAAAGUUCUCGUGAACAUCUCCAAAGUCCAAGAUGACGAAGUCGGCGACGGCACCACCUCCGUCACCGUUCUGGCUGCCGAGCUUCUCCGCGAGGCCGAACAGCUCGUCAACCACCAUAUCCACCCACAGACCAUCAUAGAAGGCUACCGUCUGGCAUCACAAGCGGCACUGUCGGCCCUCGAAAAGUCCGCCGUCGACAACAGCAAGAAUCCCGACCUCUUCCGUCGUGACCUCCAAUCCAUUGCCCGCACAACCCUAUCCUCCAAAGUCCUCUCCCAAGACCGCGACAAGUUCGCCAACCUCGCCUGCGAAGCCGUCCUCCGCCUCAAGGGCUCCACAGACCUGAACCAUAUCCAAAUCAUUAAGAAAGCAGGCGGGAAGCUGUCCGACAGCUACCUCGACGAAGGUUUCAUCCUGGACAAGAAAGUCGGUGUGAACCAGCCCAAGCGCCUGGAAAAUGCAAAGAUCCUCGUCGCCAACACGGCCAUGGACACCGACAAAGUCAAGAUCUGGGCCUCACGCAUGAAAGUCGGCUCGCCCAAGGAACUGGCCGAGCUCGAAAAAGCCGAGCGCGAGAAGAUGCGUCAAAAGGUCGAGCGCAUCAAGGCCCACGGCAUCAACUGCUUCAUCAACCGCCAACUCAUCUACAACUGGCCCGAGCAACUCUUCACCGAGGCCGGCAUCGUCUCCAUCGAGCACGCAGACUUCGACGGCGUCGAGCGUCUCGCUCUGGUCACCGGCGGCGAAAUCGCAAGUACUUUCGACCACCCGGACCAAGUCAAGCUGGGACACUGCGACCUGAUCGAGGAAGUCAUCAUCGGUGAAGACACGCUGAUCAAAUUCUCCGGCGUCGCGGCCGGCGAGGCAUGCACGAUCGUGCUCCGCGGCGCGACGGAACAGCUCCUCGACGAGGCGGAGCGGUCGCUGCACGAUGCACUCGCCGUUCUCUCACAAACAAUCAAAGAGCCCCGCGUCACCCUCGGCGGCGGAUGCGCAGAGAUGGUCAUGGCCAAAGCCGUCGACUCGCUGGCGCAGCAAGUCGGCGGCAAGAAACGCAUCGCCAUCGACUCCUUCGCCACCGCCUUGAGACAGUUACCCACCAUCCUCGCCGACAACGCCGGUCUGGACUCGUCUGCCCUGGUCUCGGAGCUGCGCAGUGAAGUCUACCGAGGCAUGAUGAAUAGUGGGCUCGAUCUGCUCACGCCAGGCGGUGGCAUCACCGACAUGCGCGAACUCGGCGUCAUCGAGAGCUACAAGCUAAAGAAGGCCGUCGUGAGUUCGGCAAGUGAAGCAGCCGAACUCCUGCUCAGAGUGGACAAUAUCAUCCGCGCCGCGCCGAGAAGGAGAGAGCGUAUGUAAAACCCCCAUUCUCGGGGUAUCUGAACACCACCAGUGGGCGUGCGUUCAAGAACGUCCAGCUCAGGCCCCUGCUCUAAAGCUCCAAUGUGCGGCAGUGUGGCCUGCCUUCCCCCCAUUCCGGAACUUCCCAAUGUUUAACCGUUGGUUUUGGUUCUCUUAUCCGGGGAAAGGGAAAUUUAAAUUAUGAUGUUGCAGAUCGACAUGCAGCGGGUCCAAAACAAGGCGCGUGCGCCUACAUGAUGCACGCGUGUGAAGUCUCUGGUUGAGAACAUGGUCAUGCGCAUCUUGGCUAGAGAAUGAGCACGGUGGGUCGACGAGGCCGGAAAUGACCCGAGGACCACGGGCAUGACAGGCUUCCAAAAUUUGACAGCCCUAGUCGUGCUGAGAUGGGGAAUCACGAAAUCUAUUACUGUCUCUUGCAAAGCAUGGCAUAGCACGGCGAAUUUGACGGAAGCAGGAAAUGACAUGUCUAUACUCAGGUGGUCGUGGGACUUGCCCAGCACCGAUUCGUCUCGUUCCAGGUCUUGUCUACAGCCAGCCAAGAAAACAAAAAUGGUUCGGGAAAUGAGAAGAGGAUGCAUGUACGAUUUUACAGACGAUUGCCAAAAGCCGAAUCCUUUCACGAAUGCAUUCUAAGCCACGUUGCCAUUCCACGAAUACUACUCCGUAGAUAUGACGAGAUAGAUACAGACACAAUGAGACCAUGACUAUCUGCAACAA
This is a messenger RNA of Exophiala xenobiotica, 2360 nucleotides long. RefSeq names its product T-complex protein 1 subunit beta. The transcript has a single exon. The coding region runs from base 48 to 1640 and encodes 530 amino acids. The record is from RefSeq and is a predicted model, not a curated record. Gene Ontology annotation, cellular component: cytosol; chaperonin-containing T-complex. Gene Ontology annotation, biological process: protein folding. Gene Ontology annotation, molecular function: ATP binding; ATP hydrolysis activity; ATP-dependent protein folding chaperone. Lineage: Eukaryota; Fungi; Ascomycota; Eurotiomycetes; Chaetothyriales; Herpotrichiellaceae.